UGGUGAUGGGGAGAGGCGGGCCUUGGGAACCGUCUCAUGGUUGUGGGGGGCGGGGGGUAAAAAUGGCGGAGCUCAUGCUCCUCAGCGAGAUUGCGGACCCGACGCGUUUUUUUACAGACAACUUGCUGAACCCGGAGGACUGGGACUGCACCUUGUAUACCGGCCUGGAUGAAGUGGCUGAGGAGCAGACGCAGCUCUUUCGUUGUCCGGAGCAGGAUGUCCCGUUUGGCAGCAGCAUGCUGGAUGUGGGAAUGGAUGUCAGCCUCCCUGAACCCCCAUGGGACCCCCUGCCUAUCUUCCCAGAUCUUCAGGUGAAGUCGGAGCCAUCCUCUCCCUGCUCUUCCUCUUCUCUCAGCUCGGAAUCAUCACAUCUUUCCACAGAGCCCUCCAGCCAGGCCUCUGGUGUGGGGGAGGUGCUGGUUGUGAAGAUAGAGUCCUUGGCACCUCCACUCUGCCUCCUGAGAGAUGAUUCAACACCCCCAUUUGAAACCAUCCAUAUCAAUGUGGGCCCCACCUCUGAUAAUCCCUCAGAUGUCCAUACCAAGAUAGAACCUGUUUCUCCAUCUUCCUCCGUCAACUCUGAGGCUUCCCUGCUCUCAGCAGAGUCUCCCAACCAGGAUUUUAUAGGAGAGAUACUAGAAGUGAAGACAGAGUCUCCAUCCCCUCAAGAGUGUCUCCUGCAGGAUGUCCCAGGCCCCCCACCUGGAGCUUUCCAGAUUAGCAUGAGUCCAUCCCCCGAUGGAUCCUCAGGCAAAGCCCUGCCCACCCGGAAGCCACCACUGCAGCCCAAACCUGUGGUGAUAACCACUGUCCCAGUGCCACCCAGAGCUAUGCCUCCCAGCACCACCGUCCUUUUGCAGCCCCUUGUCCAGCCACCCCCAGUGUCCCCAGUUGUCCUCAUCCAAGGUGCUAUUCGAGUCCAGCCUGAAGGGCCGCCCCCGCCUGCUCCACGGCCUGAAAGGAAGAGCAUUGUUCCAGCUCCUAUGCCUGGGAACUCCUGCCCUCCUGAAGUGGAUACAAAGCUGCUGAAGCGGCAGCAGCGAAUGAUCAAGAACCGGGAGUCCGCUUGCCAGUCCCGGAGGAAGAAGAAAGAGUACCUGCAGGGUCUGGAAGCUCGGCUGCAGGCGGUGCUGGCUGACAACCAGCAGCUGCGCCGGGAGAAUGCUGCCCUCCGGCGGCGACUGGAGGUGCUGCUGGCUGAGAACAGCGAGCUCAAGUUAGGGUCUGGAAACAGGAAGGUGGUCUGCAUCAUGGUCUUCCUGCUCUUCGUUGCCUUCAACUUCGGGCCUGUCAGCAUCAGUGAGCCACCAUUGGCUCCUGUCUCUCCUGGGAUGAGCAGAGAGGCGCCUCGACCCCGGAGACACUUGCUAGAAUUCUCAGCGCAAUUGCCGGUUCAUGGGGUUGAAACCCUUAAGGGUUCCCAGGGCCCUGAGGAGUCCCAGCCCAGCCCUGAAGGCUGGCCAGGUUUCAGGAACCUGACAGCCUUCACCAGGGGUGCCAAGGAACUGCUGCUAAGAGACCUGGACCAGCUCUUCCUCUCCUCUGACUGCCGGCACGUCAACCGAACUGAGUCCCUGAGGCUUGCUGACGAGCUGAGUGGCUGGGUGCAGCGCCACCAGAGAGGCCGGCGGAAGCUCCCUCAGAGGGCCCAGGAGAGACAGAAGUCUCAGCUACAGAAGACAUCGCCUCCAGUUAAGGCAGUCCCCACCCAACCCCCCGGGCCCUUAGAAAGGGAUUCUGUAGGCCAACUGCAGCUGUAUCGCCACCCAGACCGUUCACAGCCAGAAUUCCUGGAUGCGAUUGACCGACGAGAAGACACAUUUUAUGUUGUCUCCUUCCGACGAGACCACUUGCUGCUCCCAGCCAUCAGCCACAACAAGACCUCUCGGCCUAAGAUGUCCCUGGUGAUGCCCGCCAUGGCCCCCAAUGAGACGGUGUCAGGCCGGGGGGCCCCUGGGGACUAUGAGGAGAUGAUGCAGAUCGAGUGUGAGGUCAUGGACACCAGGGUGAUUCACAUCAAGACCUCCACAGUGCCCCCUUCACUCCGAAAACAGCCGUCCUCAACCCCAGGCAAUACCACAGGUGGCCCCCUGCCAGCUUCCGCAGCUGGCCAGGCCCCCCAGGCCACCCAUCGGCCCCUCUACCUCAAUCAUCCCUGAUUUCUGCCUCUCAUACUGAUUUAGAACUUGGGGUGGGGGAGGAAUGACCAGGUGAGACUUUCUAAUUUCCCUGAUCCCUGGGCUUGGGCAAUUGGUGAAAGGACAGGGUGUGGGGUUAAGCACUUAUUUGGAGGAGGUGAGGGGGUUCACCUCUCUUUUCACCCCUUUUUGAAAUAUAGGGCUCUUCUCAUUUUUCUGAACCCCCAGUCCCUGCUUCUUUCUUUGAGGGUAUUGAGUGAGGGUAAGGUUUGGGGUGGAUGGGCUCUUGAUUCUUUUGCUUCUCUGUUUUGGGGGUGGAGGUGGGAAUUUAGUCCCCAGGAGGGACAAGGAACAUUUUUGCAUUUUGGAGCUUGUUACUGGGAAUAAAGGAAGGGUGGUAGAGGGAGAUCAGAUUUAUGUAUGUGCAUAUCUUUUUUUAAUUAUUAAAUAAACAACUUGGAGGGAGUUAAAGCAA
Pteropus alecto (black flying fox) is the source of this 2613-nucleotide messenger RNA. RefSeq names its product activating transcription factor 6 beta (gene ATF6B). Lineage: Eukaryota; Metazoa; Chordata; Mammalia; Chiroptera; Pteropodidae. Gene Ontology annotation, biological process: endoplasmic reticulum unfolded protein response; regulation of transcription by RNA polymerase II. The coding region runs from base 6 to 2159 and encodes 717 amino acids. The transcript is spliced from 18 exons. Gene Ontology annotation, molecular function: RNA polymerase II cis-regulatory region sequence-specific DNA binding; DNA-binding transcription factor activity, RNA polymerase II-specific. Gene Ontology annotation, cellular component: nucleus. The record is from RefSeq and is a predicted model, not a curated record.